AUGACCCCAUUUGCAGUUCUAGGUCUGGUCGACACAGCUGUCAAGACCAGCAGAAGUGGUUAUUUACAAAGAUGUCUUAUUAAACAUUUGGAAGGAAUCACAGUAAAUUAUGACUUAACAGUUAGAGAUAGUGACGGUAGUGUUAUUCAGUAUCAAUAUGGAGAAGAUGGAUUAGAUAUUUUAAAAAUGCAAAUGCUGAAAGAAAAGCAGUUUCCCACCUUGAUUAAAAAUUACCAUGCUGCGGUGAAUGAAUCCGAAAUAAAAGAAGUGACUGAAAAAUUAGAUUGCAAACGGUCAAAAAAACUAAGAAAGGAUUUAAAAAGUUGGACGAAGAGACACGGAAAUUACAUACAUCAUCUGAGAGUUUCUGGUUUUACCGAAUUUUCCAGUGAGUUUUUACAGCAGCUUCGAAUUGAGCAUCCGGGAAGAAAUAAUCUAACUGGAUGCGAACAUGCCAAAGAAAAGUUGUGUAAAUUAUGGCACGAUAUGGAAAGUGGUGACAAAGAAAGAUAUAAUAAGCCAUGGGUGAAGCGUCCGGAUCCUAUUUCUUCUCAGGCGCAGAUAGAUACUAAUUUUGGCUUAAUAUCGGAAAAGCUUGAUUCUACCAUAGAAAACUACAUAUCUUGUAAUCGCACGCUUUUCAAAAAUAGUAAUCGGUCAUCUGAUUGGAUUUCUAAAAAGCAUUUCAGAAAUCUCAUAUAUUUUAAGUACUUAAAAUCUCUUGCCAGUCCUGGAGAAGCGGUUGGCUUGCUAGCCGCUCAGUCUAUAGGAGAACCUUCCACUCAGAUGACACUCAACACUUUUCACUUUGCUGGAAGAGGCGAAAUGAACGUCACGCUCGGUAUUCCGAGGUUGAGAGAGAUAUUGAUGGUUGCAAGUACCAGCAUUGCCACUCCCAGCAUGGAUCUUCCUCUUCUUCCCAUUCCUGAUGCUGAAAAAAAAGCCGAAGAAUUGAGAAAAGCAUUCACUGCUGUUCGUUUGGCACAGGUUUUAGAGAAAUUAAAAGUUGUAGAAUCUUUGAGAAUUAAAGAUAAAAGUGAAAGGAGCAGAAGUUAUUGCAUUCACUUCACUUUUCUUCCGUAUAAAGCUUAUAAGAGAGAUUUUUGUGUAAAUCCUUCUUCGAUUUUGAAAUUUAUGGAAAGCAGUUUUACAAAACAGAUCGUUCAUGCAAUUAAGAAAAAGUUGAAGAUUUUAGCCGAAACUAAACCUGUAUCAACUGAGAGAGGAACCAGAAAUUUUAAAGCUGGAUGGGGUAAUGAUUCUGACGAACCAAUACAGGACGACAAAGAGGGCGAGAGUUCUGAAGAGGAGGAGGGGGAUGGAGACACGACGUCGGCCAAACACCGGUCCAGACACGAUCAAGAGCAGGAAUACGAAGAACCAGAAGAAGAAGAAAGAAUGGCUAAUCCGGCCGACGAAAUGUCAGAAGUUGAAGACAAUGAUCAAGAGAUAAAACAAGAACAAGAGGAGGAAAAUGAAGAAAUGACACCAAUAGAAAAGAUAUCCCAUUCCAAGCAAAAAAUUCCAGAUGUUAUAAAAAAUGAGAGAAUAAGAAAAGUGUUAAUGAUGCAUUCUUGGCUGGUGGACUACGAUUUUGACACAGAAUCCGAGCUGUGGUGCAAGAUAACUGUACAGCUUGCAUUAAAUCAAAACAAAUUGGACAUGACCACAUUAAUGGAAGAGGAGGCUGCCAAAGCCAUCGUCUAUCAGACUCCGGGCAUCAACAGGGCAUUUGUGGUGAAAGACACAGACACCAAAGGCGGAAGCGGAAAAAUGAUCAAGACCGAAGGCGUCAACAUUCAGGAAUUGUUUAAAUACGAAAAUAUUUUGGACGUGAACCGCAUCUACAGUAACGACAUUCACGCCAUAUGCAGGACUUACGGAAUUGAAGCAGCUGCCAGAGCCAUAGUAAAGGAGGUGAAAAAUGUGUUUGCCGUGUAUGGAAUCGAAGUGGACCCUAGACACCUGCUGCUGAUUGCUGACUACAUGACGUUCGACGGCGCCUACAAACCCUGCAACCGCGUGGGAAUGGAGAAUUCUUCUUCGCCCCUGCAGCAGAUGAGUUUCGAGACCACCAUGAAAUUCCUAAACUCCGCCGUUCUCGCCGGAGCCAAGGAACAAUUAAGAUCGCCCUCUUCGAGAUUAGUCGUAGGUCACGUGGUUUCCGGAGGAACAGGAUGCUUCGAUUUGUUGCAGCCCAUCUCCAAGUGUAAGCAGUAGCUUCUGCUUUGUACGAAUUGUUGUAUUUUUUGUAGUUUUGUAAAUAAAUUACAAUAUUUUUUUAA
Messenger RNA from Centruroides sculpturatus (bark scorpion), 2285 nucleotides. Its product is annotated as DNA-directed RNA polymerase I subunit RPA1-like. Bases 1 to 2220 code for a protein of 739 amino acids. Gene Ontology annotation, molecular function: DNA-directed RNA polymerase activity; DNA binding. Lineage: Eukaryota; Metazoa; Arthropoda; Arachnida; Scorpiones; Buthidae. The transcript has 15 exons. Gene Ontology annotation, cellular component: RNA polymerase I complex. The record is from RefSeq and is a predicted model, not a curated record. Gene Ontology annotation, biological process: DNA-templated transcription.